AUGACUGAUAAACAACAGGAACAAGCACCAAUAAAUCCAGAGGAAGAAGAGAAUUUCGAAGCUGAGGAGGAGAAUGGUCCAGAAAUUGUGAUUCAACAAGGUGAAGACGGUGAAGAAGAAGAUAUGUUUGGCGAGGAAGAAGAUAUCAAUGUCGAAGAUCAGUCAGUCAAGUCCUAUUUCGAACACAAAGAUCCUGUCUACUGCACUGCUUUUGCACAAAAGAAAUUAUCAAAUGGUUGCAUCGCUUUUGCUUCAGGCGGCGGAGAUGACACAGCAGUUUUAUACCACAUCAAAGUUACACCGGAAGGCAUACAAGAUGCUGCUAAAUUCGUUCUUAAAGGACACGUUGAUAGCGUUUCUUGCCUUUCUUUCUCAGCCGAUGGUUCAAUUCUUGCCACGGCUGAUGUCAGCGGUCUGGUUAAGACAUGGGAUACAUUGACAGGAAAGCUUCUCGCUGACUGCAUUGGCCCAACAAAGGAAAUUCGCUGGUUGAACUUCCAUCCAUCACUUCCAGCUUGUUUGGCAGGUGACGAAGAUGGUAUGGCAUGGUUCUGGAACGCUAAGACAGGAAAAUGCGCUAAAGUUUACGUCGGCCAUUCAGAUGUCAACUCCUGUGGUUCAUUCCGUGCAGAUGGCUCUGAAAUAUGGACUGCCAGUUACGAUGGAUCACUCCGCGUUUGGUCUCCACGUACAGGACAGACUACAGCCAAACUUGAAGGAAUUCAGUUCCACCAAGACCAAAUUACAACAGGACAGUCAUCUCCAACAGGUAUUCUCGUUGCUACAGGUGACGCAAGCGGAGUUGUUUACGUUUCUCGUUUUGAUGAUGUUAAAAUUUUAGGAAAAAUCGAUACAGGCGCAAAUGAAAUCUUAGGAAUUAGAUUCUCACCAGAUUGCGCAUGGAUUGCCAUCGCUUCAUUCGGCGGAAACCUCAUUAUUUGCGAUUCAAACGAAUUCAAGAUUCGUCACGUUUUAGAACACCCAGAUUGUGUCAUCUGUUUAAGAUGGCACCCAACAAAACCAUACGUAAUUACAGGCUGCGGCGACGGAUCAGUCAGAGUUUGGGAUAUCAGAAAUGCAUCACUUAUCAGAGAAUUUACAGGCAACAAACGUGAUGUACAUGCUCUUGAUGUCCACCUUGUUGAUCCUGCUAAGUCAGACCUUCUUAUCCUUACAUCUUCUGAGGAUAAGUCUGUUCGUUUGUUUUCAUUUGUUGAAUAA
Messenger RNA from Trichomonas vaginalis G3, 1221 nucleotides. Its product is annotated as smooth muscle cell migration. The coding region runs from base 1 to 1221 and encodes 406 amino acids. The transcript has a single exon. Gene Ontology annotation, molecular function: protein binding. Lineage: Eukaryota; Parabasalia; Trichomonadida; Trichomonadidae. The record is from RefSeq and is a predicted model, not a curated record.